GUGGCCACCCCUCCCUUUGGGGGCUGUCAAGGCCUCAUCAGUGGUGACUCAGCCCUGGGCCAGACCCGGCUGGGGGUGGCUGCAGCUGCAGUGCAGCUGAUCCUGACAGUGACAAGAGGGGGUGGCCCCUAAACGGAGAUGGGGCAGCUAGCAGUGCCAGGGCCAUGGGGGCAGUAAUGGACCCAGCCCGUGCCCCCACCACAGUUUGGGAGACCCUUAGGGGCUGAGAAUGAGAGAGGUGACAGAGUCCUGCAGGGGGUGACCACCUGGUAGAGGACCCAGUGCCUACAAGAGGGUUCUGGGGCUCCCUGGCUCCUGCCCCCCUCUGCUCCCAGUGAUCCAUAGCAGGAUUGUCUUCAGUUCUGGGGUGGGGUCCCCUCCCAUGCCUCUCUGUCUCCCAGCCCCGGGAGCAGGUCCUGGGACCAGGGCAGGGCCUCCUGGCAGCUUCCUUCCUUCCUUUCUUAGGACGGAAACUCAGCCGCUGGGGGGCUCCGGGCUGGAGCCUGAGCAGGGGAGGGGGACUUAGCCACCACCCUGUUCCCCAAAGUGACUCAGCCCUAAAUCCCCACCCAUCCCUGGGGAGCCUGGGCCACAGUGGGAGGUGGAUAAAUGGGGUGGCAGCCUGGGCUGGCCGGAGAACUCAGGCCACUCCAGCUGGACACUCGCUGCCUGCCACUUCUGUCCCACCUCCCAUGGCCCGCUCUGGGAAUGCCACGUCAGCUGCCCCGGCCCCAGGAGCCUCUUCACGGAGACCAUCACGGGGGCUUGUGCAGGAUGUCAAUGGGCCACCGAGGGAGCUGCGCCCUCGGCUCUGCCACCUGAGAAAGGGCCCCCAAGGCUAUGGGUUCAACCUGCACAGUGACAAAUCCCGGCCCGGACAGUACAUCCGUUCUGUGGACCCAGGCUCACCUGCUGCCCACUCUGGCCUCCUCGCCCAGGACCGACUCAUUGAGGUGAAUGGACAGAAUGUGGAGGGGCUGCGCCAUGCAGAGGUGGUCGCCAGCAUCAAGGCGCGGGAGGACGAGGCCCGGCUGCUGGUGGUAGACCCUGACACAGAUGAGUACUUCAAGCGACUGCGGGUCACACCCACCGAGGAGCAUGUGGAAGGUCCACUGCCAUCACCAGUCACCAAUGGGACCAGCCCUGCCCAGCUCAAUGGUGGCUCAACAUGUUCAUCCCGAAGCGAUCUGCCUGGCUUAGACAAGGACACUGAGGUAGAUGGCAGCACCUGGAAGCGCGAUCCCUUUCAGGAGAGUGGCCUCCACCUGAGCCCUACAGCGGCCGAGGCCAAGGAGAAGGCAAGAGCCACCCGGGUCAACAAGCGGGCGCCCCAGAUGGACUGGAACCGGAAGCGCGAGAUCUUCAGCAACUUCUGAGCCCCUCCCUGCCUGUUUGCCGGGCCCAGGCCUCCUCCCCGCAUGGACCUCGGGCCUUGCUCCACGGGCCCGGCCCAGAGCUUCCCAAGCCUCAGUGGACUGGAGGGGGUGCCUUCCUCACGCCCAGAGGGUGUGGUGGUCCCACCACCACCCAGGAACCAACCCGUGUCCCAGUGAGCCCCCCUCCUGUCCCCUUCCUGCUGGGUGCUGGGGGAGUGUGGCAGCAAGAUCCUGGAGAAGGAGCCCCUGAGAUGUGAGAGAGACAAGGAAGAGAAGGAGAGGGAGACAGGGAGAGAGGGAGACGGGGUGGAAGGGAGAGGGAGGAGCGGCAGUGGUGACCGCAGGGCCCGCUGCUCUGCCUGGGCCUGCUGACUUAAAGGAAUUUGUGUUUUUGCUUUUUUUCCAAAAAGAGCUCCAGCUCCACACAUGUUUCCACUUAAUCCAGAGCCCCCGCCCCCGCCAGGACGCACUCUCUAAAUAAUUGCAAUAAAACAAACCUUUCUCCACAAACCGGUUCCUUUCCACCCCCUCAGCAGCAGUCAUCCCGUGAGUCCCAAGGACUUCCAGGGACAGAGGCGGGGAUGGGGGCGGGCGCUCCAGAGUGUGCUUGUAGGGGCCAGAUGUGGUUGCAGGAGCUGCCCCUCUGCCUCAUCCUUGCCUUUCCUGGCAUGGGUGGUCACUAGGCCAGGCCCAGAGGGGUCUGGGGUCCAGGGCCUGAGGAUGAAGGCCACGUGGCCCCCAAGAGGGCAUCCUCUGGACAGGCCCCUUGUCCCUGUGCGGCAGCCCCCAGGCCUGGGGAGUGUGGCUGUGUGAGAGCCUAACCUAUCAGGAGGGACCCCAGGCUUCUGGGCUCAGCCCAUGCCUAGAACUCUACCCUCAGGAGACCCCACUGACUGCCUUUCCUCCCUGCCCUGAACCCAACCGACACUGCUGUCUGCCCUGUAAGCCAUAGCGCAUGCGCGCCCUCGGAAUAAACAGGCCUUCCUCGCA
Messenger RNA from Equus caballus (horse), 2366 nucleotides. RefSeq names its product NHERF family PDZ scaffold protein 2 (gene NHERF2). Gene Ontology annotation, biological process: protein localization to plasma membrane. Gene Ontology annotation, molecular function: protein-membrane adaptor activity; signaling receptor binding. Gene Ontology annotation, cellular component: apical plasma membrane. Lineage: Eukaryota; Metazoa; Chordata; Mammalia; Perissodactyla; Equidae. The record is from RefSeq and is a predicted model, not a curated record.